Messenger RNA from Cooperia oncophora, 327 nucleotides. The record is from the annotation of a GenBank genome assembly. Lineage: Eukaryota; Metazoa; Nematoda; Chromadorea; Rhabditida; Trichostrongylidae.
AUGGUCUAUCAACAAGCUGUUUGUCCCCAACUUUUAUACAAGAAUAAUGAUAGCAAUGAGUUUUGUAUUGGAGGCGUUGCAAUUCGAUCCAACGGAUUUGCAAAACGUUCUAUUGGUAGGUUGGCCAGAAAGAAGCCUGAACUACAAGAUUAUUUGAUAGUUACGGAAGCUCGAGCUAACAUAUUGAUCUGCUUUCAGUUGCUCCUUUGUACUCAUAGAGAAGGAUGGAGCUUUCAUGAGCAGAGGACGCGCUUCACGCAGAAUCUUCGUAACGUUGACGAUCGCUUUGAUUUCGGAAUCGCUGACUUCGUCCUUAGAGAUUUUUAA